Monomorium pharaonis (pharaoh ant) is the source of this 2146-nucleotide messenger RNA. RefSeq names its product protein ALP1-like. NCBI's taxonomy places the organism in Eukaryota, Metazoa, Arthropoda, Insecta, Hymenoptera, Formicidae. The record is from RefSeq and is a predicted model, not a curated record. The transcript is spliced from 2 exons. Bases 595 to 1911 code for a protein of 438 amino acids.
AGGGUGCCGUCCCAUUAAGCACGGAUCGGAAUGACGGAUCGGAUUUCUCACUAGAAUUGAGCGAUCCGUUCCAGUUCCGUUCCGUAAAAAUUUGCUCUACCAGUCCCAUAUAGCUAAAACGGAACGGAAUGUCACAUCGGUCGCAAGUUAAUACGCUUAAUUCAUUGAUAUUUCGUUAUUUUGAUGCGACUGAACCGAUAACAUACAUAAUUUGUUUAAUUAUCUUGCCAAUAACAUUGAUGUAAGUACUCUGAAAUACUGAAUUGUAAGAAUAAAAUAUAUUUUAUAACCAGAUUCCGUUCCGUUUUUGCUACAUGGGACGGGUAGAGAAAUUUUUUACGGAACGGAACAUCCGUGGUUGAGAGGAGAAAUUGUAAGAAACGUAAAUAAUAUAUGUAAUAUUAGACAGGUUUAAUUUUAACGUGGAAGUGCGUACGUGCUCUUUGGACCCAAAGUUUGUGAUUUUAACUAUUAUAUAUUUUGGCGAAGUCGUAUUGUUUAGACGAUUCUACAUCUAUAUCUGGACAUCCUUUCAUAUCUGAAUAUCAGCUUGCUGGAGCUUGUAUAAAAAUAUAUUUUGAAACACAUAACGAGAUGAAUGAAAAAACAAUCUUAUUAAUUAUGUUAAAAAAACUGCAAACGGCGAAGAAUUUGCCAACUUGGCAUGCUGUAUCGGUGUUCGAGAGAGUGCGGAAAUUGUAUUUAGGUUUUGUUUUUCUGCAAAAGCAGAAAAUUAUUAGAAAGAAACGGAAAUUCUGGGUACGGCCAAUGUUCACGCACGUAAUGAGGCAUUUGCAAGGUGCAAGUGACAAUUUAGUUGUUGAGAUGCAAAUAAACGAUCGUGAAAAGUUCUUCAAUUACUUCAGAAUGACUCCGGAAGCAUUUCAAGAACUACUAAUGUUAGUUGAACCACGUAUUAAAAAAAAAGAAAUUUGUCGAAUCCCAAUUUCACCUCGUACAAGAUUGCAGCUGACAUUGCGCUGGUUAGCAUCCGGUGACAGUCUUGCAUCUCAUUCGUAUGCAUUUCGUAUUGCAUCCAAUACAGCAUCAAAAAUCGUAAGGGAAACUUGCACUGCAUUAUGGGAGGUCUUAAAGGAUAAAGUUUUUCUGCAACCCACCACUGAAAAUUGGCAACAGGUUGCUGACGAAUUUCAGGAAAUUUGUCAAUUUCCAAACUGCAUUGGCUCUUUAGAUGGGAAGCACAUUAACGUUCAGGCACCACCGAAUAGUGGCUCGUCCUGUUAUGAUUAUAAAGGUAACCACAGCAUCAACCUACUUGCUGUGAGUGAUGCAAAUUGUUGCUUCAGCAUCGUGGACAUUGGAGCGGAAGGGAGACGUAGCGAUGCGGGUGUGUUUGCUAGCAGUAAUCUUGCUCAUUUAUUGGAUACGAAUUCACUUCAACUGCCUCCGGAUAGGCAUUUGGAUAAUAGUGGAUUCAAAUUUCCAUAUGUCAUAGUAGGGGACGAAGCAUUUCCACUAACAUCUUAUAUGAUGCGGCCAUACUCUCGAAGUGGGAACUUAACUGUUACAAAGAAAAUUUUUAAUUAUAGAUUAAGUCGGGCACGAAGAACUGUAGAAUGCUCAUUUGGGAUACUAGCGGCAAGGUGGCGAAUUUUUCGUCGACCAAUUAUCGCUCACAUUUCAACGGCCAAAUUAGCCGUUCAAGCUGCAACAGCUGUACAUAAUUUUCUUAUGAAACGCGAACUUCAAUUAGAGUCAACAGAAAGAACUUAUUCUGUUUUAAGUAGCAAUGAGCGAAAUGUAACGUCGACUGGAAUUGAAAAUCUACGUAAUUGCAGUGUGCGAAGGAACGUUGAAGCCAUACGAAUUAGAGACGCUUUUGCUACGUAUUUCGAAACUUCAAAUCCACUUGAUUGGCAGUGGAGAAAAGCACUAAACAAUGAGUAUUAAAUUUCUAUUAUGUCCCUAUAAACACAAUAUUCCUCAAAGAAAAUAAGAUAUAAUAUCCUACACCUCAUUGUUUUGAACUUUGAACUUACGUACAUGUAUAUGUAAUGUAACAACAAAAUAUUAAUUUCUUUUAUACUCAAAUAUGAACUACUUAUCACGUUUUAUUGAAAUAGAAAUAAAUGUUUUAAUAUAAAAUGUAUUGGUAGAAAAAUAAAGAUAAUAAUAAUACAAAAAA